Molecule: messenger RNA, 1460 nt
Organism: Thamnophis sirtalis
Lineage: Eukaryota; Metazoa; Chordata; Lepidosauria; Squamata; Natricidae
Source: RefSeq, a predicted model, not a curated record
CCCUUUUUUGAAGAUGGGAACUACAUCAGCUCUUUUCCAAUCCUCUGGUAGUUCCCCAGUGCUCCAGGAUUUUCGAAAGAUGUGGUAUAGUGGUUCUAAGAUCAUAUCUGCUAGAUCCUUUAGAACUCAGGGAUGUAAUCCAUCAGGUCCUGGUGAUUUGUGUUUGUCAAGAUCAGACAGGUGUUCUCUUAUCAUUUUUUUGCUUAUUUUAAUUUUUAGUCUGUCUUUUACAGUUGGUUUGAUCAUCAUUAUGUUCAAUUUGGACAUAUUCUUCUUGCAAGGUUUGGGGUUUUUCACUUUGUAGGUUCAGAGUGGUUAGUUUCCUAGACCCUUCCUACAGCCUACAAUAAGCUCUCCUCUCCGCAGUCGCCUCUCCUCCUCCCUGCUCCGCUCUCUCACUGGCUCGUCUUUUUGUUCUCUGCCGAUCGUUGCUUUGCCGCACGGAUGAUUUUCCUCCUUGCACCACAGGUGACCCCACUCACCCACCAGCUGGCCUCCUUGUUCUCUGCCGGUUCGUUUUGCCUCUCCGCUCACCUCACUUCAAUGGGCCUCCGGGCUCUUUGGGUAAGGCCUCCUGAGUACAGCUGGACUUCUCUCAGCAAGCUAAGUUCCCUGCGGGCCCUUGGUGACGUUUUCCUCCUAUUUCUCCAAUCUCCGUUUCCUUUCUCCACUCUUUUCUUUUUCUAGGAUUUAUGUCUCCCUCUCCAUCUCUCCUCCUAUCGUUUAUCUUGGAUUACUAGCAACUUUCUCCCCACGAUGUAACUAUUCUUCCUCAGUUGCCCCGAUCUUAGAAGGAUAUCCACGUUGUAACCCUGUAACAUUUCCUUCCCAAGAGGCGGGGCGGAACAAAACAGUAGGAGGAUUUGAUGCCGUGACUAAUUUCCUCCUUCGCGAGGUGACUCCCUCCCUUCCAUAGAGAUGCGUAUCGGAGAGUGACUCACUCCACGAUUUCAAAGCGAAUUUCCGGAUCCAAAGAUACUCUUGUUUUUCUUCUUUCCUUUGCUGCUGUUUCCCUCCAGCUCCUUAAAGGAGGAAUUAGAGCCGCUCUUCCAAAGCCAGGAAGAAAUCCCAGGUUUCCUUACACUUGUGACCGGGGAAUCGCCGGACACAGUAAAACAUGGUGGAUUAUUAUGAAGUUCUAGGAGUGCAUAGACAUGCCUCACCAGAAGACAUUAAAAAAGCGUACCGUAAACUGGCGUUAAAAUGGCACCCUGACAAAAAUCCAGAUAAGAAAGAGGAAGCUGAGAGACAAUUCAAGCAAGUUGCUGAGGCUUACGAAGUGCUUUCAGAUGCUAAAAAGCGGGAUCUCUAUGACAAAUAUGGAAAAGAAGGGUUAAAUGGAGGCAGAGGUAGAUGUCAUUUUGACAGUUCAUUUGAAUAUGGUUUUACAUUCCGUAAUCCAGAGGAUGUCUUCAGGGAGUUCUUUGGUGGAAGAGACCCAUUCUCUUUUGAUUUCUUUG